Frankliniella occidentalis (western flower thrips) is the source of this 5823-nucleotide messenger RNA. RefSeq lists its product as uncharacterized. The record is from RefSeq and is a predicted model, not a curated record. NCBI's taxonomy places the organism in Eukaryota, Metazoa, Arthropoda, Insecta, Thysanoptera, Thripidae. Gene Ontology annotation, molecular function: DNA helicase activity. Gene Ontology annotation, biological process: telomere maintenance; DNA repair. The coding region runs from base 391 to 5778 and encodes 1795 amino acids. The transcript has 3 exons.
UGGUUAAGCGCAAUAUUGCUAUUACAAUAAUUAGUUUCAUUUGCAGGUGCACACGGCAAAUAUGAUGACAGUGAAGUUACAAUUCCAGAAACCGAUUUGCCGGAAGAAAAUGGCGAGCCCGUGUGUGAUUCGGAUGCGGACUCAGACUGCGACUCGAAUGGAGGGGACUAUGAUACGGAGUCCGAGCUUGAUUGUGAAGACGACGACGCCACCGUGAACUUCAAGAGCCCGAACGACCCCGCGGUGGUGGAGGUCGUGUGCAGGAAGGUGAACGAGGCCCUGGCCGGAGUGUGCGCCGCCCAGUGCUACAUCUGUGAUCGCCUCCUCAACACGCGCGGCGUGUGCCGUGUCGACCUGCAGUGCAUCCGGCGGGAGGCAGACCGCGAGGCGAUGCAGCAGCUGCUGGACAGACUCGUGACUGUCCCGGGCCAGUACGACAUGUGCGCGACCUGCCGCGGCUACAUCAUGAAGAAGGAGGUGCCGCCCAGCGCCGCGGUGAAGGGCUUCCGCUACCCGCCCCUGCCGCCCGGGCUGCGGCCGCUCACCGAGGUGGAGGAGCACGUCCUGGCGCUGCGCCUGCCCUUCCAGCAGAUCGUCCACCUGGGCACCAUGGGGCAGCGCGGCCAGUACGGCGUGCGCGGCUCCGUGAUCAACGUCCCCACCGAGCCGGACCAGACCGUGCGCACCGUCAUCCCCCUGCUGCCCGAGGAGGACCAGCUGUGCGUCGUCAACAUCAAGAGGAAGCUGAUGCACAAGCGGGCCUUCGCACGCAGCUUUGUGCGCAAGGACAACAUUAUACAGUGGGGCCGCUUCCUGGAGCAGUCCACGCUGUACCGCGAGUACGGCGCCAGGUUCGACGAGACGCGCCUGGACGUGCUGCCCGGUGACCAGGACGACGAGGAGCGGUGUAACGAGGACGGCGAGGUGUUCUACGGGCAGCCCGACGAGCCGGACGGGUACAAGAACAUGCAGGAGCGGCUCGGCACCAUCCAGAACACCGUGCUCAUGGAGGACCGCGUCGUGGUGCCCGCCCAGCCAGCCGCCAACCGAGCAAAUGCCGAGACGGACGAGAUCGACGUGGCGCCCGGCGAGAACAAGAUCCCCGAGAGCGUGGUGCGAGACAGGAGGGCAGAGGAGCUGUCGUUCCCCGGCAUCUACCUGGGCGAGCCGCGCACCUUCACUCGCCAUGUGACUCGCUACCAGGCCAUGCGCAGCGAGAUCCGGCGCGUCGACCGGCGGGGCGCGCGCCCCGCGGCUGUGCUGUACAAGUACAACGUCAACGCCCGGGAGCAGGCAGCAGGGCGGCUGCGCCACAAGUUCAAGCGCGGCGCCAAGGAAGUUCUUGGCAGAAAUAUUACAAAAGAACAGCUUCUCGACAAGAACUUCGUCGCGGCCUCCUUGAAGAAGGGGCUCGCCAUGCCGUCCUUGCUUCCCAACUCGGCUGAGUACUGGCGGGGCCGUGGGCACGACCUCUUUGCCGCCGUGAGACAGCUUGGCCGGCCGCAUCUGUUCCUGACGCUGUCCUCGGCGGAGUACCACUCCCCCAUCCUCAUCAACGUGCUGCGGCGGCUCCACCGAGAACACGCAGAGAUGGACCGCUUUGCCUCCACGCCGUCCAUGUCCGUUGGUCCGGCGGCCAUGGAGGCCAUCGGCGACAUGGUGCAGCAAGGAGACUUGGACCAGGGCACCGUAUCGUCGGAGGAGAAGCUCCGCCUCAUUCGCGAGGACCCCGUCGUGUGCGCAAGUUACUUCAGAGAAAUAGUGCUCCAGCUGAAGAAGUACUUGCGCAUGAAGAAGAAUGGACCAAUGGGCAGGUAUUUCAUGAAGGAUUGGUUUAUUCGUAUUGAAUUCCAGCAGCGUGGGUCCCCUCACGCACACUGUCUCCUCUGGCUCAAUGACGGUCCCGACAAGCCCUUGGAUGACCUGGCCGCAACGAUUGAGUUCAUCGACGCCCUCAUCACGUGCGACAGCUCUCACCCUCUCGCGGACCGGAACAAGCACCACCACACCUCAUCUUGCUUCAAGAACAAGCACAUCCGGCACCGCUUCGUGAAGAAAGGCCUCGACCCUCAUGAGGAACAUCGCCACUGCCGCUUCGGAGCGCCGUUUUGGCCGACGCCCACCACCAGGGUUGUGUUCCCGCUGCGCGCCGAGGAGGACGAGCGGAGGGAGGAGGACCGCGAGGACGAGGACUGGCCGACCUACAUUGAGAAAAUGCGGAAGCUCCGCCUGAAGCUCAAGGACGUGCUGGCCGCCAAAGACUGCCCGGACACCCUGGAGGGCGUGUGGCAGCGCGCGGGCUGCGAGAACGACGCGGAGUACGAGUUCGCCAUCCGCACGGGCGUGCGGCGGCCGCAGGUGCUCUACAAGAGGGCCGUGGCGGACAGGUGGACCAACCCGCACUUGGUGUGGACGCUGAGGGCAUUCAUAGCGAACGGCGAUGCUCAGCUGAUCCUGGACAUCUACAGCUUAGCCCGAUACUGUGUCAGCUACAUCACCAAGGGCGAAAAGAGCCACUCUCAGCUACAUAAUGAGAUAACCCGCUUGCGCCGCGAACAGGGCUUUGACGAUAGGACGUUAAUGAGGAUGCUGAGCUCCCAGACGCUACGGGCGAAGGAGACCUCGGCACAGGAGGCGGCGUGGGUGUUGAUGAAGUUCCCUCUGUGUGAGACCAGCCGCAAGUGCACCUUCAUCGACACCUCGCCGCAGGAAGAACGGGUCCAUUGCCCGAAGCCAGCCAAGGAGCUCGACGCCUUGCCGGUCGGGUCGACGGACCUGUGGUACCCGGACGUGUUCGACAUCUACUCCAGGCGGCCAGAUGAGCUGGAACACGUCACGCUGGCCCAGUUCGUCGCCCUGCACCACCAGUCCAAGGACUUCAAGGCACGCCGAUCCCACAGAAUAAUCAGGUACAGGCGAUAUGGAGAAAAUUCGGAGGACGCGGACGAGCGUGAGAACUUCUACCGGUCUAUGUGCACACUUCACCUGAACUGGCGCAACGAGGAUGAAAUUGUGCAGGCCGGCCGGGACAGCUCGUUCCAAGCUCUCUACGCCACCCACGAAGAGACCAUCUUGGAGAGGAGGAGGACGUUCGAAGCCAUGCUGGGUCUGGAGACCACGCUGGCGGACGAGCUGGAGGCCUGCAUUGCCGACGAGGAAGCCGAGGCGCUGGAGGCGGACUGCAACGCGCAGGGCAGGCUCGCCGGCAACAGCAAGCUGUUCUUCGAUGAGGAGGCUGUCGCGGAGUACAUGGACUGCGACAACGCGCAGGACGUCGACAUCGACCUGCCGGGGUCAUCGCGGCCGCAGCAGGCUGUGGUCCCGGCACAGGUGCGGCGCCGCGGCGUGUGGGACCGGCAGACCUACCUGGACCAGAUACGGCGCCUCAACAACAAGCAGAAGGAGGUGGUGCUGGCCGUGAUCCACGACGUGCGCACGCAGGCCAAGCCCCGCCUCAUCUACAUCGAUGGACCGGCUGGCACCGGCAAAUCGGUGGUUGCGCGCAACCUGGCCAACGCUUUCGAGGCGUUCUGCCCCGCCAUCGACAAGGACGACUCCAGCAGGGUGGUGAUCAGCGCCCCCACGGGCAAGGCGGCAUACAACAUAGGCGGUGGCACCUUGCACCACAACUACCAUCUGUCGUACAACCAGGAGGCCGACUCCACCCAGCGCUUGCACGACGGCUCACAAAAUAUCAUGUUGCCCCUGCAGGGUCAACAGUUAGGCAACUUCCAAAACUCCUUCUCUAACGUCCAGGCGCAGAUCAUAGAUGAGAUCAGCAUGGUGUCGGACCGGAACUUCCUCGCCGUGGACCAGCGCUGCAAGGAGGCAAAGAACUGCGAAGCGGACUUCGGUGGCCUCUGGACGAUUUGUUUUGGUGAUUUUCGACAACUUGUUCCCGUGGGAGGAUCCGCAGUGUAUCUCAGCUCUACGGAGGGCAUCGCCGGCAGUGCCCUCUUGUGGCGGAAAUUUUCCUACGUAGAGCUGACAGAAAACAUGCGCCAGGGGGAGGACAAGGAGUUCGCCGAGGUGCUCAAGAGGAUCGGGGACGCCGAGGAGCCGCUCUCAGACGCCGACCGUGCUAUGAUAGAGUCGAGGUUCGUAGCCGAGAACAACCUAACUGUGCCGCCCAGCUGCCCUAGACUGUACCACUGCAACGAAGACAAAGAUGCAUUCAACCUGCACGAACUUCUGAAAUCACCGAACCAUCACAUCAUCCGGCUGUUCGCACGGGAUAGGGUGCAAGAAAAUAGGAACUACCAGGGGUUGUUGGCACCCAGGGGGCGGAAACAACAACAAUCACAUGACAAACUUCUUGAGCGCGCCAAGAAACUCCCUACUGCCAAGGCAAAAAACCUGCCUCACCUUCUUCUGGCCGUGGUGGGGCAUUCCUACAAGCUGACCGUCAACGUCAGCGUGCCGGACGGCCUCUGCAACGGCUCCGUGGGCGUGCUGGAGUGGGUGCAGGUUGGCGUGCUGUGCCCGCAGUCGCGCACCCCCGGCGUGACUACCCCCGAGCUGGCCGUGCAGACCUUGUGGCUCCGCUUCCCGGGCGAGGUCGGCGCCGCGGCCAGUCGUGCAGCCCAGAACGAGCUUCGAGUGGCCAUCGAGCGGCAGAAAAGCCUCCCUCAGCACCUCCUGGACGCCCUGCCAUUUGAGCUGCCGCCGUGCCCCGAGGAGAACAAGAUGGCCGGCCUGGUGCCGGUGGAGCGCGAGGACCGCCAUCUCAACCAGCUAUGGACCGAGCAGUGGCGCCAUGUCUACCGGCAGCAGUUCCCUCUGGUCCCGUCGCUGGCUGAGACCAUCCACGGGUCUCAGGGCGGCUCCUACGAUAAGGUGUGUGUUGAGUAUUACGACCAGAUGCAGAACAACAUGGUGUACGUUGGGCUGAGUCGGGUGCGGUCGCUGGCGGGCCUCUUCAUCAACAACACCAAUGGGAAGAGGUUGCGGCGCGUCGCUAGUGGACGUGUGACCCGCAGGCGAGCUCCGCGACGGUCAUCCAACUUCUUCAACCACCCUCGCAUGGACAAGAAGGACGAGCCCCUGGUCAAAGAGAAGCAGCGCCUUCGCAGCAACCGCUUCGUGCCGCAGUGGGCGGCCCUGGCGCAGCGACCAGCGAACGGCCUUCGCAUCGUGCACCACAACGUGCAGAGCCUCAACGCCCACCAGCAAGACGUCGUCCUGGACAAGGCCUUCAUGCAGGCGGACGUCCUGCUGCUGGCUGAGACCUGGCUGCGUCCAGACCAGUCUAUGGACCUCGGGCACGGCCUGGCCAUGGUGGCGCGCUGUGACGCGCCCGUCCGGCAGGGGAACGCCGCGGGGGGCGUGGCCGUGUACUCCAGGCUGCCGCUCUGCCAGGAGCGAGUCGUGGACACGCUGCCCUCGGUCGAGGCGGUGAGCGCGCGUCAAGGCGACGAGCUGCUGGUGGCCGUGCUCUACUGCCACCCUGGAGCAAAGCUGGACGACAUCCUGGAGGCCCUCGGCGCCGUGCUGCCGUCUCACCCCACCGAGACGACCGUCCUCGCGGCCGACUUCAACGUGGAUCUGCAGUCAGCGGCGGGACGUCACAUAACUGAAGCACUGACAGCGAGGGGCCUGACCAGCUCCAGCGACAUGACCGUGCCCACCACCUACAACGGCACCACGAUAGACGGCGUGUACUCCAACAAGGCCGCAAUGAGCGUGGGCCGCUACCAGUCGUACUUCAGUGUCCACAUUCCCCUCAUCAUUGACAUUCCGACAGGUAAUGUGACUAAAUCAACAACUUAUUUCCAAUAACAAAUUUAGUUUGCAUUGAACUUACGAAGUUUUAAUUUGUUGCAG